AUGGCAGAAUAUGACGAUAUUAUCAACUCCCUCGAGGAUGACAACUACUACUCCAUCGAUGGAGGCGAUCUCUCUCCCUCCUUGCAACCCUGGCCCAACUCCACCGACAUUGAGGAACUCGACCUUGAAAGCCUUAACUUAUCUUCCGAUUCUUCAUGGAUCGACCCUCUCGAGUCUGCCAUCACAGCAACCCGUAACGGCUCAGCUUCAGUCCUCAGCACUCUCUCCCAGUUCACCACCAUCCUUUCCCAAACGGGUAUUCACGGUCCCCGUCUCUUGAAGGCAUUUAACCUCUCUGUCCGAGCGACCAAGAUCGGUGCCGGUUCCCAGUUCACUGUUUUCAAAGACCCUCUUUUUGAAGGAGAGGUCAUCAAACGCGUUAACGUCCCGCUUUCCAGUCGAGCCGAACAACGAUUCGCAGCCAGCACAGACUAUCGCCUGCAGCUAAAAACCUUGGAACUUGAGCUUCUAUCCCUCUGCAAUCCCGUCCUGCGCGCACAUCCCAAUAUCACCAGUCUCUUAGCAUGGGGGUUUGACUUCCCGUUUGCAGAUCUCGCGGUGCCCGUACUCUUUAUGGAAGCAGCGCUCAUGCCUUUGGGUGAUUUUCUCGCUGCCGAGGAAAGAAAUGUCGAGAUAAAGUAUCAGCUUGCACUUGGCGUGGCAAAUGGACUGGAAGCGCUGCACAAUCUGAAGAUCGUGCAUGGAGAUGUCAAGCCGGAUAAUGUGCUUGUCUUUGCCGGUCCAAGUAGCAGCAUGCCUUUCCAGGCUAAACUGAGUGAUUUCGGCGUUUGUGUUGAUCUCGAGACCCCCGAAGGGAGAUUUACACUGGAUGAUUACCGUGGAACGCCAGCUUGGUUGGCCCCUGAGGUCCUGAAUGGGGAUGUUUCAAACUUUGGAGGGUUUUCCACGGAACUCAUGUUUAAAUUUGAUGCUUAUAGCUUUGGGGCUGUGCUAUUGUCGAUUUUUACAAGCAAUGGCGACGCUCCAGCACUGGGCGGUGACUUGGACAAGAUUCCUGAUCGCAUUUCUGCAUUACUCAACAAUCUGAAAGAUGUACCCUCCCUCAUUCACAUCCAGCUGCGCAAGGCAGUAUUGGCUCUAUUAAAGGAGGAUCCUCGGGACCGACCACUUCCGAGUUCGAAUCUUCUAAAGACAGAUAUGCCAGCAUACGCAUCCUGGCUUUCCUCAAUCCAAUCUAGUUCCAUGGCCACCCAUGUUGGAGUCAUUGAUCCAAUCUAUAACAAAGGGCCGCUCUUCUGGUACCGACUAGAUGAAAGCAUCCGCACGGAACUUGAAGAGCAGCAUGCGCUCAGCAAAGAAGACAAAGCCCCUCCGUUCGCGGGAGACGUCCUCUUUGGAAUCGCUCAGACAAUUACUGGGCAAAAGCCGGCCUAUCUUGAUCGCCUAAUCACAUAUCUAGGUGAUGCAGCAAAGGCGGGAUUCUCUCCUGCUAGGGCUGUAUAUGCUCAGGUCAUGGAAGCACACGGUCAAACAUCAGAAUUUCCCCAGGAAACAUUGAAUGAGUGGAUGCUGCAGGCAGUUUCUGAGGGUUUCUUCUUUGCAAAAUCUGGUCAGCUUGACAAGAGAGUGGAGGAGGCGAAAGACCUGUUCAGGACAAAAGGCGGAUUCUGCUCAGACAUAUUUUUGGAAAAGAAGGAUGUUCAGGCUGCAGUCUCUCAGAACAAGGUGUUGGAGUGGAGGGUGAAGUUUGGUGAUGUUAUUGACCGCAAAGACAACACAAUCUUGCAUGCUGCAGCUGCUUUUGGAUCUGUGGACGCAGUACAGAGCUUACUGGAAGCACAGAUUGAAGUUGACGUGGAGAAUAAGAAUGGAGAGACACCACUGUACAAAGCAUUCCAGGCAGGCCAUGCGAAGGUGAUUGAGAUUCUGCUUGACCAUGGUGCAAGUGCAUCUUGUCAGACUCGACAGAAGCUCACGCCUCUACAUUGGCUUUUGAUGAUUCCAGACUCUUCAGUUCACCGAAUUGCAAAGCGAAUGGUUGAGAAAGGAGCCGUUGUAAAUGCAGUCAUGGAGCCUUUGAUCAAGGAGAACAGCGGUGGAUUCCCGGAAAAGAUCCAAAUCCUUCAUUACCCGUUUGAGCUUCCCUUUGGAACACCGUUCCACUGGGCAUGCUUCUUCCGCAAUAUCACAGCCAUGGAUACCCUCAUAUCGCUCGGUGCCAAUAUCAACGCAGUAUAUCAUGGCUUGGAUACAUCAACCACUCCACUCGCAUUGACGGCAUACUUUGGAGAGCCCACCAUAGCCAAAUACCUCAUCUCUCACGGUGCAGACGGUACUCUGGUCGACUCGAUGAAACGAAACACAUUGCAUGGCAUCACCAAAUACUUUCCCGAUCGGCAUGGCUACCUACCUCAUCACUGGCAUUAUUGGAUUCGCCAUGGGGCUUGGGAGAAUCAUACGGCGCAAAUGACAGGUUUGGUCAAAGUCUUGGUUGAUGCUGGAGCAGAGAUCAACGCCAAAGACAAGGGCUAUCCAUAUCUGACCCCCAUCGCAGCAGCCGCCGAUCUAGGAGUCUGGGACGGAGGCAUGAUAUGUGCAUUGCUGGAUGCAGGAGCUGAUCUCACUGAAUCGUUGCUGUCAGCUGGAGAUACAGUUCUCCAUUCAUGGGUUUCCAUCAUCGGACCCCGACUGGACUAUCCCAAUUCAUACAUUCCGACGUUAAGAAAGAUAGUCGACGCCAUGCCAGAUAUCGAUAUUAUCAACAAGUUCGAAGAGGAAACGCCUCUCCAUCUAUUGACGACGAUUUAUCAUCCGGAAGAGGAAUUUGAAACCGCUUGCGAUAUUCUUUUCAGUCACUCCUCUCCGGCCAACAUAAAUGCAACGACACGCCGAGGCGAAACACCCCUAUCAAUAGCCCUAGAAACAAACCUCAAUCCCACCCGAAGAGGCCGCUUUGUCUUGGAAAACGGCGCCGACCCACUGAUCCUCAAAGACCAAGGGAGAGAUAUACUCUACUCAAUAGUCAACAACGUCGUUCUAACCGAUCAAGCCAGCCACGACCUGAUCAAGCACUUUCUCACAAGCCUCAAUCCAGACAUCGAACAAGCCUAUAAAACAAACUACCUCCUCAACUCGAAGAGCAACGAAACUCUCUUCGCAGCUGCAUCCCGCGGCAAACCACGAACAACCUCCCUCCUCCUAGCCCUCGGUCUGAUAUCCGCCAUUAAUAAACCAACAAACGCCAACACACCCUCCAAUUCCAAAUCCAACCCCCAAUUUUGGACACCCCUAGAUCAAGCCCUUCACCGCGCCGAACUAAGUCGUCGCUCACACAUCCGCAAGCUAUCUUCCUACAAAGCCGGCAACGCACGCACACAAGCCCUGGAGUCAAACCUCGUCUAUGACGAGCUUCAAGGUCCGCCGUCACGCGCAGCGGAGGCGUAUAGGCUUUUUCCAGGGGUAAUUCAGAUCUUGCGGGAGGCUGGCGCUAAACGGAUGUGUGAAUUGCAGGGGAGUUCGAAGGGGGAUUAUAUUGAGCAGCCGGGGGAGUGGGAUAAGAGUGAGAUUUUGGGCUUUGGGUUUACGGCUGAUGAUCAGCCGAAUCGGGAAUCCUGGGAGGCUUUGUAUGAGUCUGCUAGGUAUGGAGAUGGGAAGAAGAGCUGGCUGGGGUUGAUUACUGGUGGGAGAAUUGGUUGA
Penicillium nucicola is the source of this 3657-nucleotide messenger RNA. RefSeq lists its product as uncharacterized. The transcript is spliced from 3 exons. Lineage: Eukaryota; Fungi; Ascomycota; Eurotiomycetes; Eurotiales; Aspergillaceae. Gene Ontology annotation, biological process: protein phosphorylation. The coding region runs from base 1 to 3657 and encodes 1218 amino acids. The record is from RefSeq and is a predicted model, not a curated record. Gene Ontology annotation, molecular function: protein binding; ATP binding; protein kinase activity.